Molecule: messenger RNA, 3926 nt
Organism: Coturnix japonica (Japanese quail)
Lineage: Eukaryota; Metazoa; Chordata; Aves; Galliformes; Phasianidae
Source: RefSeq, a predicted model, not a curated record
CAGUGAGCAUGCAGAGUUCAGAGGGUGGAUCAGAUUCAGCAGCUUCCGUGACACUUCAUCCUUCUGCAUCAGCCCAAGCUCCAGUGGUGCAGCCAGUGCCAGCCUCACAGCAGAGGGUUCUGGUGCAAGCAGCAGGCUCGGCUCCCAAAGGAGCGCAGAUGCAGCAAAUCUCUGUUCCCAGAGUUCAGCAGGUUCCACAACAGGUGCAAUCCGUGCAGCAUGUCUAUCCAUCCCAGGUCCAGUAUGUGGAAGGAGAAGCUGUCUAUACCAAUGGAACCAUACGUGCCGCCUACUCCUACAACACCGAAGCUCAGAUUUACGCCCCUAGCAGUGCAGCUUCCUAUUUCGAACCACAGGGAGGUGGAGCUCAGGUGACUACAGCGGCAUCCUCUCCUACAGCCAUUCCCUCUCACAACAUGGUGGGCAUCACCAUGGACAUUGGGGGAAGUCCGAUCCUCUCCAGCUCGGGAGCCUAUCUCAUUCAUGGGGGGAUGGAAAACACUAGACAUUCUCUGUCACAUACUUCACGCUCCUCUCCAGCAACGCUUGAAAUGGCGAUUGAAAACCUACAAAAAAAUGAAGGGAUUACAUCACACAAAAGCAGUUUGCUCAACAGCCAUCUCCAGUGGUUGUUGGACAACUACGAGACAGCAGAAGGUGUGAGCCUGCCCCGGAGUUCCCUGUACAACCACUACUUGAGGCACUGCCAGGAGCACAAGCUGGACCCGGUGAAUGCUGCUUCCUUUGGAAAACUCAUCCGGUCCGUGUUCAUGGGGCUGAGGACUCGUCGCCUGGGAACCAGGGGAAACUCCAAAUACCAUUACUAUGGAAUCCGGCUGAAGCCAGAGUCUCCGCUGAACCGCUUGCAGGAGGACACGCAGUACAUGGCCAUGAGGCAGCAGCCCAUCCACCAGAAGCAAAGGUACAGACCAGCUCAGAAGAUGGAUGGCACGGCAGAAGCUGGUUCCAACAGCAGCCUGCACACGACCCCUGAGCAAUCAGUUGCUGCUCAAAGUCAGCACCAUCAGCAGUUCAUAGAUGUAACCCACGUCUUUCCCGAGUUCCCAGCCCCUGAUCUAGGUAACGUCCUCUUACAAGAAGGGAUCACCAUGAACGAUGUGAAAACUCUUCAGCUUCUUUACAGGAGACACUGCGAGGCAACUUUGGAUGUUGUAAUGAACCUUCAGUUUCAUUAUAUUGAGAAACUGUGGCAGUCCUUCUGGAGUCCUAAAACACCAUCUAGUGAUGGCUCUGCUGCCCUGCCAUCCAGUGAAGAAGAACAUGAAGGGUCCCUCCCAAAAGACAAGCUGAUCACUCUGUGUAAAUAUGAACCCAUCCUCAAGUGGAUGAGAAGCUGUGACCACAUCCUGUACCAGGCCCUGGUAGAGAUUCUCAUCCCUGAUGUGCUGCGACCAGUGCCCAGCACACUUACGCAGGCUAUUCGUAAUUUUGCCAAGAGUCUGGAAGGGUGGCUGAUGAAUGCAAUGAGUGAAUUCCCCCCUCAGAUUGUCCAGACAAAGGUUGGAGUAGUGAGUGCCUUUGCACAGACAUUGCGGAGAUACACAUCCCUUAACCACCUGGCUCAGGCUGCUCGUGCAGUGCUGCAGAACACUUCCCAGAUAAACCAGAUGCUCAGCGAUCUCAAUCGGGUUGACUUUGCCAAUGUUCAGGAGCAAGCCUCGUGGGUGUGCCAGUGUGAGGAAGGCAUGGUGCAGAAGCUGGAGCAGGAUUUCAAGCUCACACUGCAGCAGCAGAGCUCCCUGGACCAGUGGGCCAGUUGGCUGGAUAAUGUUGUUACUCAAGUCCUGAAGCAUCACGAGGGCAGUCCCAGCUUCCCCAAGGCAGCCAGGCAGUUCCUGUUGAAAUGGUCUUUUUACAGCUCCAUGGUGAUCCGUGACCUCACCUUGCGCAGCGCUGCCAGCUUUGGUUCCUUCCACCUGAUUCGCCUGCUGUACGAUGAAUACAUGUUUUAUCUGGUAGAGCAUCGUGUUGCCCAAGCAACAGGGGAGACGCCGAUUGCUGUAAUGGGAGAGUUCGGCGACCUCACAUCCAUGUCCCCAACACUUCUGGACAAAGACCACAUCAGUGACCUGGGCAGUGAAGUGGACACGGAUUCCAGGAGUGUGGGGGAACCUCUCGUGAAGCGAGAGCGCAGCGACACCGGGCACUCACUGCAGGAGAUCUGACCUGGGGCUGUGGCUGUUCUCCAGCUGGAUGGAGACAUCUGGAGCCAGGUUUGGCAGCCUCAAGCCUGAAUCUCUCCACGUCUGUGCUACUAGUGCCUCUUAGUUUCUCUCUCUGUUUACUGCUGUUCAAGGAAGGGCUGCGGGUGGUGAGCCCAGAUGGGGGGGGGGCAGGAGGGAGCUCUGCCUGCCCCCUGCUCUCUGCCAGCAGCUGAGGGUGAAGGACAAAGUCUGCUAGAGAGAGGUUGAAGCAUCCUUGGACUGACUGUGCCUGGCAGGAGAGGUUAUGCCCCACUGAACAAGGGGGCAAAUGAGGCUUUCAGGGAAGAUAAUUUGGAUUUCUUCCCCACUUCUCAGACUUCACUGUGAUACGAACUUGAACCAAUCAGUGCCCAAGAGGAACGAAAAAUGCCUGACCCUUCUUCUACAGCCUUUCACAAUGCACUGUCCUGGCUUUGCCAAAUCAUUUGUGCUGGGUGUGUGGUCCCGUGCAUCUCUUGAACAUGUCUGGGGCUGUGCUCCGAGCCGGUCCCCCCGAGUGGCACACAUACACACCCUGGGACUUGGGAUGAGCUCUCCCUGCUGCACCCAUAUCCUGCCAGCUGUGUGUUCCAUCUGCGAGCGAUCCUGGGACGCUGUCAAACCAACCCAAGAUACCAAAGGACUCCGAGGAUGCAACAGCUGGACACAGCUGGCUCUGACGCCCAUGUCUGUGGGAUGGGAUGUUCCCAUCCUCUCCAGGGUACCCACACAGAGGACAUGAUCUCACACCCUGGAUUCCCAGCAGGUUCUGUAGAAUUCUUGCUUGAUGUCCUGCUAAAAUACCACCGUGGCCCCAUACAUGGGCCUGUACCCAGAGCAUGGGGGAAGGUGUGCGGCCGCAGUGCCUUAGGGCAGGCUGGCAGGCCUGCUUCUGCGGUGCUCUACUCCUGCCCCAACCCUGGCCCUGCAGCAGGGAUGGGUUCCCCAUGUCAGGCUCAGCACUGCGGGGACAUCUCCCUGCUGUGCCAUCACUGUGGGCUGAGCCAAGGCAGCCUCUGCGUGGCUGCAGGCAGCGGGGGGUCCGUUGUCAAGCCAACAGCAAAAAGCAAACCCCAAGGCAAAUCUUUCUGUGAAUAAAGGCUGUGUCAUAAAUAGCUUUUAUUAGAAUUAUUUCUAAUGAUGUUUUAUAUGGUAUGUUUGACGUGAGCUUUUCCAGGGGCCUCGUGUACAUUUGCAUAUCAGAGUAUAUUCUAUCCAAAUCUAAUAUUUACUCGUUUCAGAGUGUGGUACUGAGGUAGCUGUGACACUUUAAAAGAUAUGGAAAGUAAAAAGAAAGUGUGUACAAUGUACAUCUUUCCCUCUUACUGUUCCGUGCUGGUGUCUGUCAGGGUGAUGUCUGUCUGUAAACGUCUCGUAUCACGGUAGCAAGAGACAAAUGAGAAGGCUGGAUUUACCUGUAAAUAAUGGCAAUGAUUACUGCCUGGGUCAGUGUCUGCCCCUCACGUCCUGCUAAUAAGAGAUGAUGGUCAAAAAACAACCGAGCAACCAAGUCUUAAAUUCCCCUGCUCCCACAGAGUGUGAUGCAAACUUCAGCCGCUGCGUUGGCUCUAUGGACCAGACCCAACCACCUCCUGCUCCCCGCGGCCAACUGAGAUGCUCUGGAGCUGUGCAGCACCAUAAGAGGAGUUUGGAUCAUCCCCUCAAAUCCGUAUGCACAAAAUUCCCAGCUAAACCCGAAUAGCAAUAAACGUAUAUCGAAUG